Molecule: messenger RNA, 1439 nt
Organism: Tigriopus californicus
Lineage: Eukaryota; Metazoa; Arthropoda; Copepoda; Harpacticoida; Harpacticidae
Exons: 5
Coding region: 24-1028 (334 amino acids)
Source: RefSeq, a predicted model, not a curated record
UCAACGCACUUUGAUCGAGAAUCAUGGCUCUCAAUAACUUGCAAGGCCAUUGGUGUCCUUUUAUAGUUGUCACUCUAUUAACCAUCUACAGGCAUCCGGUUUUGGGGUCAGGUUAUGAGCGGCGAUCGGCCUCUUUUUCGUCUUACAACAGAUCUAAGCUGAGCGAAGUAGCGAUAUGUCCCGCGUCUAAUAUUGUUUGUGCAGGAGUCUGUCAAACUACUAAAGGAUGUUCUUCAUACAAAUUGCAAGACCAAAGUUGCGUUCUAAUUGAUGCCUCCCAACUCAAUUUCUCACCCGAAAACGAGGAGGAACUCCAACUCCACGUAGACAUCUCGUUCGCUCCGAUUUAUGGUAAUUGGUCGCCAUGGAGAAGUCUUGGCUCAUGCUUCAAUUCUACUGGUCGCGGUCUCAAACUUCAAGUACGAACUUGCAACAACUCAGAACCCCAAGGUAUGGACACUGAAUGCACGGGACCCAGCAAAAGAUAUGUGAAUUGUUCGAUCGAAAAUCGUCCCUUCAAGGUGCUUCAUUUUGAGGGAAACGAAUUACCCAAGGGGGAUUGGGCGUUUGAGCAGUUUUGUUCCAAAAGUGGCAGCUUUGUCACGUCGUAUUCAACAAAUUCAUCCGAACACGAACCGGGUUCAGGGACAAUUUUGACAGAUAUUGCCAUGGUUUGUAGUGACGGAACUGAUUUGAGAAUUGGAAACCGAAUGGAGGAUCCCAUUCCACCCCCACAGGAUAGUUGCGACAAAGGAUACAAUGCUGCUUGGAUAAAUCGGUUGAACGUGACAGAGGCAUCAGGCUCGCAAAUUUUUGCUUAUGCCACGGCCCUACAGCUAAUAUGUAGCUCGGAGGAAUGGAGCGAGAUUAAUGAUUCAAAUACGGUCAGAAUCGACCCCAAAGUUUGCAAGACAGGUGCCCUUAUAUGCGGUCUACAAACCAAGGAAUGCGGCCAGGAUGAAGAUUCUUCUUUCUUUUGUUUUAGUAAUAUCAAAAUAAUGUGUUGCUCAAUGUUACAUUCAAAUUAAACAUUAACUCCCUCUUUUAAGAUUUGAAAAAGGGUAAAAAAUGAGGGUGGACUUAGUACAAUACAUGUUCAACGGCAAGUACAUUUUCUUAGCUUCGAAGCAAUAAUGCGUCGUUUGUUCAAUUUCUUGCGAAUUGGUCAACACAUUUAUCAUUAUUUUGGAUUUGGAUGUGACGGACAAAAGGCCACCCGAGGUCUCAAACUCAAAUGCAGUUUUCAGUUUUAUUCGCUUUCGGAAACCAAAUAACCCAGGGAAAAGAAUGAAGAUGAUAUGCGAAAUUCAACGCAUUAAAGAGCUUAACUAGAGUUUGAUCUACUGAAUUUGAUCGAUUGGAUAAUCUUCACGGUUGUAAGUCAUUUGUUGGAUGCUUUUUUCUUGUUUGAUUAGGUAAAAUAAAACAAACCAAAAUUC